Molecule: messenger RNA, 6263 nt
Organism: Cydia fagiglandana
Lineage: Eukaryota; Metazoa; Arthropoda; Insecta; Lepidoptera; Tortricidae
Product: heterogeneous nuclear ribonucleoprotein U-like protein 2
Exons: 28
Coding region: 155-3910 (1251 amino acids)
Molecular function (GO): protein binding
Source: RefSeq, a predicted model, not a curated record
CUGCGGCCGCCAUAUUGGUUUCGGAUAGCUUGGCGCUUCUUCUUGUUCCGCAAACGCAAAAUUGUGAUUGAGAUCAAGGAAUGUAUAUUCUUAGUUGAGUUGUUAGCAGAGGAAAUAUAAUAUAUCGUGAUAAGUGUUAGUUUAACAAAUAAUAAUGGAUCCCGCCAAGAUGAAAGUCGUGGAUCUCCGAUCCGAGCUCGGCGCUCUUGGGUUGGAUACCAAAGGGAAUAAGCCGGCUUUAGUCGAAAGAUUAAAGAAGGCGCUAGAAGCUAAAAGCGGGAAAGCAAUUGCCGAUACAACAAUACUAGAUACAUCAACCGAGGAUGCCGAUGAGCCGUCCACCCCGAGGCGCGCUGGCCCGGCAGCUAGAACUCGGAGACGGUCCUCGUCAACCAGAGUGGCUUCUACCCCAGCUAAGGUAGCUCGAGUUGAGACUCCUGAACCCAUUGUCGAGGAACCCAAGGCCGAAGAACCUGAACCGGAACCUGAACCACAGCGUGAAUCGUCUCCAGAAUCAUCUCCGGAACCGGAGCCAGUACAACCUGCGCCCGUGCCCGUACCAGCGCCUGAACCUGAGCCGGAGACAGCGCCGGAGCCGGAGGCGAAGCACCAAGUUCAGGACUCGGAGAUGUACAGCAUCGAUGAUGAGAGGAGCCAGUCACCAGUGCCUCAGGUGAAAUCUGAUGAACCAAUGGAUCAGGAAGCGGAUGAGAAGCCAGCAGGAGACGCAGCACGGAAGGAAGAUCAGAAGAUGGAUGAAGAUGGAGAAAAGACAGAGGGUGGAGAUAAGAAGGCUGUUGACGGCGAAGAGAGUGAGGAGGCGCGAGAGAGACAGCGCGAGCUCACAGAGGAAGAAGAGUGGGAACAACUGAACGAGCGCCUGCAGCAGAAGGAGAAGGAACGUCUAGAGCGAGAGAAGAAGCAGGCAGAGGAGGACGCAAAGCGUCUCGAGGAGCUUAGCAAGGACCCAGUGAAACUGAACCGUCUGAAACGCAAGCAAGAGAAGAAAGCUCGCUGGAGCAACUUCUACAAGGCGGUCGAAGUCACCAAUGAAGUGCUUACGCCCCCUGUCGAGGAAUCUCGUCACAGGAAGAAAUCUGAGUCGAGCGAGGCCAAGGUCGUCGAACCCGAUCUUAAUGACAACAAAUUGACUUUGUCUUGGUACGAUAGCGACCUGAACCAAUACCUGGAGCUGCCUGACCUAGUUUCCGUGGUGCCGCUGUCCGACGGAGCCUUCGCGCACGCGUGGGCUGGUGCGCGCGGCAGCCACGGCGUCUCCGAAGGCCGGGUCUGCUUCGAGGUGCGGGUGGGUGACGCGGUGACAACCACAGAAACCACCGGUGAGAAGGAGGUGAUCUCCAACGGGCUCCGAGUCGGCUGGUCUACGGAUGACUCCUCACUGCAUCUUGGCGAGGGUGAGCUGAGUUUCGGCUACGAGAACACCGGGCGAGCUGUCAACAACGGAGAGUUUAAGGAGUACGGCAAGACCUUCUCCGAGAAAGACGUCCUCGGGGUUUAUUUGGACCUGGAAUCGAACCCGUGCAAGAUCUCCUACACGCUGAACGGCACGGAGCUGGGCGCAGCGCACGAGUUCGACCGCUCCGCGCUCGGCGGCCGCGCCCUGUUCCCGCACGUGCUCACCAAGAACAUCUGCUACCGGGUCAACUUCGGACACGACCAAUACAACAUGCUGACAAAGACGAAGAUAGUCCGCAAACGCCUUGAAAUACCCAUCGAGCAAGUUCUAGAAGAGAAGAGGAUCCGCGAAGAGGAGAUCCAGCGGCAGAAAGAGGAAGCUGCCAGGAAGGAGAAGGAACGUAAAGAAAAGGAGAAGAAAGAACGAGAGGAGCGACAGAGGCAGAGGAGAGAGGAGCGCGAGAGACAGGAACGCGAAAGGAAAGAGAAAGAAGCUCAAGAAAGGAAAGAAAAGGGAGAGGAGGAGAAACCAGCAGACAAGGAUGGGGAAGCGGGGGACAAGGAUGGAGAGGAGGAAAAGAAACAGGACGAGCCUAAGGAAAACGGCGAUAAACCGGAAGAAGGAGCGGAACUGAAACAGGAGCCUAUGGAGACCGAGGCGGCGCCCGUGGCGGUACCCGAGGCCGAGCCCGCCAAGGAGGAGACACCAGCUGAAGCCAGUAAGGAGGACGCUAAGGAAGACGUCAAAGAGGAACCGGCACCAGAAGGCCCAGUCCCAGAGGUGACUGAGGAGCAAGUACUGAAGGGUCUUACACUCGACAAGCGGAUUAAAUUCGUCACCAGGUUCACCGUGGAACAGGAGCUGGACGGGUCGGAGGCGAGCCUGCUGCCCGGCUACGUGUUCGUCGCGCACGCGCAGCUCGUGGACGGCCCGCGCCGGCCCGCCUCGAAGGCCGACUGCGAGGUGAUCCUGAUGGUGGGCAUGCCUGGUGCGGGCAAGACGCACUGGGUGCGUGCGCACGUGGCCGCGCACCCCGAGCGCCGCUACAACGUGCUCUCCACGCAGGAGCUCUUCCACCGCAUGCAGGUGGACUGCAAACCCUUCCGAGACACCUGCGAAGGCCGCUGGGACGCCAUGGUCUCCAAGGGCGCUAAAUGCGUGCUUAAGUUGUUGGAAUUCGCCCACGGGAGAAGGCGAAAUUACAUUUUGGAUCAGACGAACGUAUACCCGUCGGCUCAGAGGAGAAAACUACGGGAAUUCGACGGGUACCGGCGGGUGGCGGUCGUGGUCGUGCCCGACGCGGAAACGUUCGCCGAGCGGAGCGCGAAACGCGAGCAAUCCGACGGCAAGGAGGUCCCAGAUGGCGCCAUCAUGGACAUGAAAGCUAACUUCGCGCUGCCGGAGAAAUGCUCGUGGAUCGACGAGGUCAUCUACCCGGAGCUGAACGAAGAGGAAGCGAAGAAGAUUCUCGAAGGGUUCCAUAAAGAAGCGAAGGCGGCGGGAGUGGUGAAGGAGCGUGAGAAGAGGGACCGCUCGUCGGGCCGCGACGCGCAGCCGCAGAAGAGGCCGCGCUCCGGCGACCGCAGGCACGGCCGCGACGAUCGCAGGAAGGACUUCAGUCGAGACCGCGAGGACAGAUGGGGUGGCGGCGGCGGCGGCAACAGCCGCUGGGGGCCGUCCAACCGCGGCGGCGGCGGCCGCUGGGGGGGACCUAGGGACCGGCCCGGCCCGCCGCAAGGACGCUUUGACAGGCCCUGGGGAGGACGCGACAACGGCGGGCCACCGUUCAACCGCGACCGCGACGGCUUCCGCGGCGGGCGCGGAGGUCCCGGCGGCCCCGGCGGCCCCGGCGCGCGCGGCGAGCGCGGCCCGCGCCAGGAGCCGCGCUUCGGCGCGCGCCCCGACGCCCGCGGGGGGCGGCCCGUGGACAACAAGCGCCCGCCCGGCCCGCCCGGGCCCGGCCCGCAAGGUGGCGGCGGCGGCGGCGCGGGGUCGUGGCAGCGCGGCGGGCAGGCGGGCGGGCGCGGCGGGCACAUGGGCCGCAACAGCGCGCCCGGCGGCCAGAUGCAGCGCGCAGGGCCACAGGGCAAGGACGGACAACAAGGACAGCAGGCAGGCAACCAGCAGCAGGGAUGGAACCAGUGGGCCAACCAGCAGGGUUGGGGCAACUGGGGUAACUGGAACCAACAGAACCAAGCCGCAUGGGGCAACUGGCAACAGAACUGGAACAACUGGAACCAGCAGGCGGGGCAGCAGGCGGGCGCCGGCGCGGCCAAGGGGCAGGCCGCGGGCGCGGGGCAGCAGGCCACGCAGCAGCAGUGGCAGCAGUGGUACCAGUGGCAGCAGUGGCAGCAGCAGCAGGGCUGGCCUGGGUACCAGCAAGGGCAGCAGCAGGCGGGACAGGCCGGGCAGGACCAGCAGGCGCAGUGGGCGCAGUACUAUCAGAAUUACGGUGCUAACGCGGCGGGCAACGCGGUCGCCGACAAGAAGUGACGCGCCGAGCGGCGCUAGUGCCGCCCGCCCGAGCCCUAUACUUCACACAUCUAACGCCAAUGUGGACACCAGGACACCAUUACACGAACAUUUACCCUUGAUACAUAAACAUAAUAGUCUGUUCCAUUACCACAUUAGAAUGUAAACAAAUCAAACCAUGUUAGUCAGUCAUUCCGUCAAUGAGAUACAAUUUUCUGUAUCUGCAGAGUUAUAUCAUUGACUGAGCUACUUUGUUUUAAGGUUCUAAUGGAAUAGAGUAUGGCCGUCCGACACGUCCACGAUGCCUAGAGUCUGUCCAAGUUAACUCUGCAUUUACUUUGACAAAAUAAAGUGCGAAAGUGCCGUUAUAUUUUCAUAGAUUUGACGUUUGAUCUUACUUCUAAACUUUCACACUUUGUCAUUGUCGAGUGUGCAGAGUUAGCUCGGUCCGACUAAUGUCUAUUUUUUUAUUCGGUAGACUAAAAUGACAUUUCCUAGUAUGAACAUAAAAUAUCAUUUCAUAGUAUGAAAUUAAAUGUCAUUUUAGUCUACCGAAUAAAAAAAUAGACAUUAUAUGUUCUGAUUUAUGUAUGAUCAUUGAUAUUAAGUUCUUGUAGUGACUCGUUUUUGUAAAAUUUAUGGGAACGUGAAGUAGUAAAAGUGUUCUAGUGGUGUAAUAACUGUAAUAUGAAACAAAGUCACACAUGCACUGAUAUUUUCCUUAGGGUAUUUUUAGUGAAACAAUGAUUAGGAACUGUAUGUUCGUUGGUAUAUAGAACAUGUCAGAAAAAGUUUCGUAUUAAAUAUCAACAAGAUGUAGAAAAUAUGGAAAUGUGGUAUGGGUAAAGCAAAAAUAGGUGUUUAAGGCACUACACUAUAUGACGUCAAAUAACGUCUCAAGUUUGUACUUUCAGCAGCAAAAGUUGCUAAGCGAGCGAGGUGUUCAAAAUUACCUUGACAGGCUCUUAUUCUCUUAAGCAUAAAGUUACGUUAAGAUCAUUUUAAACGCCUGGCCCGCUUAGCAACUUCUGCUGGUUGUAUUUACUAUAUUUGAUAGGAUAAAACUUCAUUAGUAUCUGUUUAGAUAGGAACUGAAAACAAUUCAUUGUUCUUAAAAACAAUAGAAAUAGUAUUUUUAUAGACAAUCGUAUGCAAUACGGAAGUAUGUAUUAUUUAGAUCUUACCGUGAAAGCACUUUAGGGAACACAUGUUUUUGUUAUAGCCGCCAAAGGAAAAUAAAAUAAUUAGUUAUCAAAUCAAGUUAACAUUUGUGCAAACUUUGCAAUUUGAUGUACACCACACGGGAUUGUUAUGCCUUUUAGGGUUCUUGUUAUUGGAAUUUCUAUAGCUUAAAUAUUGAUUAACGAAUUUGGCUAGGACCCUAAAUGGCGCAACAAUCGCAGAGCGUGAUGGUAUUUGGGAUCAUCCAUUAAUUACGUCACACGAAUUUCUAGGUUUUUUGACCCCUCAAGGAGGGGGCUCCUUGUCACACUUGGUCACAUUUUGCAAAUCCCUCCCCACCUGGUGUGACGUCACAUUUUGUUUUCAACGAAAUCGGCAAUACUAACUCUGCAUUAUUUUUUUAAUUAAAAAAUAUUUUUGGUAUAAGAAAUAUUAGUAAUUUUAUAACACAAAACCAAUUAGGAACGAAAAUUAUCUAGUUCCAAAACCUCAUUAUUUAAAUGCACAGUGAAUAAAAAAAUAUAAAUUAAUUUUCGGUUACUGAUGAAUAGUGAUACUGAUGAAGUUAAAAUGGCGUCACAAUGUUUGUGACUCCCCCCUCCCCCAUGUCACAACAUGGCACAUUUUCUUGACCCCCUACCAACCCCUAAAAGUGUGACGUAAUUAAUGGAUGACCCCUUUUUUAUAACAUAAUGACAAACAUUUUAGCCUCCUAAGGCCCAAGGUCCCACCUAUAGCGCCUCAUCAGUUCGAUGAAAUUUAAAUCCUAUUCAAUUGGAGCAAGGUCGCUUUUGCUUUUUAGUUAAAUUUUCCAACAACGCAAAAUCAACUCUUAUUUCCUACACUAUAGGUUCAAAUUUAAAUGGCUAAUUUUGUAUUUUUCUUUUGUACGGCUGCUUAGGAGGUUAAAUCGCUAUGCAUUUGACGUGUUGCGCCAAAGUGCUGCCGUAUGUCGCACCGUUUGACCAUAAGUUUGUAUUUACUCGUAAAUUUGCAAUGUAUAAUUAAGUAAGGCAAUUUGACUAGUUGCGAUAAGUAACAUCGUAUGAAUGUGUGCGUGAUUGUGUGUGUGUUCAAGCUUUGAGUUUUGGUGUACAAACGAUUUUAGUCUUAAGUGCUGUGGGUUUAGUUACUUUAGUUGGAUGUCAUCAUACUGAUGUAAAUGAUUUUAACAAUAAAUAUUUUAAUAAGG